Rotaria sordida is the source of this 1575-nucleotide messenger RNA. Lineage: Eukaryota; Metazoa; Rotifera; Eurotatoria; Philodinida; Philodinidae. The record is from the annotation of a GenBank genome assembly.
AUGAUUCAAAUAAAUGUUAUAUCAUCAGGGCGAAUAGAUGAUGAUCCACCAAGUUAUAGAGAAACAAAUUUGAAUGAUAGUAGAAUAUUAUUACCAUCAAAUAAAGAAAGUCUUCAUAGAAAUUUAAAAGAACGACAUAUGAUUAUGAUUGCAUUAGGUGGAACAAUUGGCACUGGAUUAUUUUUAGCUUCUGGUCAAGCAUUAGCAUCAUCAGGACCUGGUGGUUCUCUUAUAUCUUAUGUUCUUGUUUCAAUUAUGGUUUAUUUUGUAAUGACAAGUUUAGCUGAACUUUCAACUCAAUAUCCAAUAAGUGGUUCAUUUAAUACAUAUGGAAGUCGUUUUGUUGAUGAAGCAUUUGGUUUUGCUUUAGCUUAUAAUUAUUAUUUUUCUUGGGUUACAACAAUUGCUGGGGAGUUAGUAGCGGCAGGGAUAAUUGUACAAUUUUGGUUACCAAAUAGCCCAAGUGUGGUUUGGUCUCUAUUAGGAAUGACAAUAAUGUUUGUAUUAAAUGCAUUUACAGUAAAAGGUUAUGCAGAAGCUGAAUAUUGGUUUGCUAUGAUAAAAGUUCUUACUGUUGUUAUGUUUAUAAUAAUUGGUAUAUUAGUUGAUAGUGGUGUACUUGGACACGAUAAAAUAGGAAUUCGUAAUUGGAAAAUUGAUGGUGCACCUUUUUAUAAAGGUUUUGGUGGAAUAAUUACAACUUCAAUUGUUUCUGGUUUUGCUUUUCAAGGUACAGAAGCAGUUGGUAUAGCAGCAGGUGAAAGUGCAAAUCCUCGUCGUGAUGUCCCACGUGCAAUGAAUGGAACUAUUUGGCGUAUUAUUUUAUUUUUUGUUGGAUCAAUAAUAAUAAUGGGUCUUGUUAUUCCAUAUAAUGAUCCUAAUUUAGCUCAUAAUGAUGAUGUUAAAAAUGUCGCUGUAUCACCAUUUACACUUGUUUUUAUUAAAUCAGGUCUUAAACCAGCUGUACAUAUAAUGAAUGCAGUUAUAUUAACAACAAUAUUAUCCGCUGGAAAUUCAGGUCUUUAUGUAUGUACACGUGUUUUAUAUGCAUUAGCUAAUGAAGGAAAAGCUCCAAAAAAAUUUGCUUAUUUAACACGAACUGGUAUUCCAAUAUGGUGUCUUGUAUUUACAACAUUUGUAUCAACAGUAUUAUUUGGUUUAUCGUUUAUUGGUAAUAAAAUAAUAUAUCAAUGGUUAGUUAAUAUAACUGGUGUUAUGGGUUUUAUAGCUUGGUUUGGAAUAUCAUUAGCUCAUUGGAGAUUUCGUCGAGCUUUUAUUUUACAAGGUUAUUCAUUAAAUGAUCUUAUUUAUAAAGCAUUAUUUUUUCCAGUUGGACCAAUAUUAGCAUCAUUAUUAAUAUGUAUAUCUGUUUUAGGACAAGGUUAUUCAGCAUUUACAACACAUCCAUUUAAUUUUAGUAAUUUCUUAUCAGCUUAUAUAACAAUACCUGUUUUUUUAGUUAUUUAUUUUGUUUACAAAUUUGUUAAAAAAACACGUAUUGUACCUUUGUCACAAAUUGAUCUUGUUACUGAUAGCAUUAUAUUUCGUCCUAAUGAACGGACACAUAGUUCUUAA